This is a messenger RNA of Macrobrachium nipponense, 3645 nucleotides long. RefSeq lists its product as uncharacterized. The record is from RefSeq and is a predicted model, not a curated record. Bases 404 to 1942 code for a protein of 512 amino acids. The transcript has 6 exons. NCBI's taxonomy places the organism in Eukaryota, Metazoa, Arthropoda, Malacostraca, Decapoda, Palaemonidae.
GCGUGUGUGUGCGUGCGAGAAAGGGGCUGUGUGUAUGUGUGUGUGUGUGUGUGUGUGUCUUGAGGGGAGAGAGCGAACCAGUGCCAGAUGCCCUGGGCACUCGAGACAGAGCCGCUGCCCUGGCAUCUCCUCGCCGUGCCUGCCUAACAAAUGUGAUUCGAGGAGUAAGUGCAAAAAAUAGAAUAAUUGCAUACAAACACUACGCAAACACGAAAACCCGAUUUCAAAAAAGGGGGGAGACACCACCCCUCCCCCAGAAGUGGCAUUAUUCCCUUGAUCCCGCAGGUAUACGAAAUCCAGGAAGAGGGCCGCAGUUCGUGACCGCCAGGGCGUGAGCGUGAGGCUGAGGGAGGGCCCUUUGGCAUCGCGCAGGGCCACGGGCGGUGGUGUGAGUGGGGUUGUGAUGGUUCCUUCGCCGCCCGAAGCCUGGCCUUCUAUGGGUGGCGGAGGAGCAGUGGGUGGUUCCGUCAUGGCCGGUCUGGAAGCGACUCUCGGGGCCGCUGGAAACUCGGGCGGGGCAUUUCCAGGGAGUGCCGCCCCCGCCCAACUGCUGAACUGGGUCUACCUUACCCUGGCAGACCACCACAACCAGCAGGCGGCAGCAGCAGCGGCAGCUGCGGCAGCAGGGGGUCCUCCCCCCCAGCCUCCAAACCCCCCUCCAACACUCGAUACUUCUCAGAACAAGAUGUUAGCUGGCGGCUGGAACAACAUCAACAUGGGCGGGGGAUCCGGAGUGGGCGGCAUAGGCUCCCUCCCGCAGACGUCUUUGAACUCCCUAGCAGGCAGUGGGCUGGGAGGGCUGGGCGGGGGCAUCGCCGGCGGCAUGGGCGGAGGAAUGGGUGGCACUAUAGGUGGAAUAGGCGCCUUAGGAACCUCGGGAAUGAGCGGGUUGAACUCUCUCCUCGGGAGCAGCGGAGGCAUCAGUUCGGGUCUCCUGAGCGGGCUGACGGGGCUCACGCCCACCGACAUCUCGGCCUUGACCUCAUUGACCUCCCUUAACGGCCUCAACGGUGGCUUCAGCAACGGCCUCAAUGGCAUAAGCAGUCCGGUCAACAGCAGCAGCCUCAACGGAAGUAUAGGGGAGCUUGCGGACCAACUGAGCGAGCUAACACUGGGACUGGACAAGAAGGCCAAGGGGAGGAAACUCCCUCCCAAUUACCUGUGCCACCUGUGCUUCAAGAAGGGACACCACAUCAAGGAGUGCCCGCAGGCAAGACCCAAGGGAGAAGGACUGACGCCUUACCAGGGCAAGAAGCGAUGCUUCGGCGAGUUCCGAUGCACCAAGUGCAAGCGAAAAUGGAUGAGCGGCAACUCGUGGGCCAAUUGCGGACAAGAGUGCAUCAAAUGUCGAAUAAACGUCUAUCCUCACAAGCAGGUCCGUGCCAGCACCCUCUCCCCCCCUUCCAUAAGCCUGACGGGCUGGAUGUGUCCGACCAGUCGAAGGUACACCCUCAACACCUGUGCGAGAAGUGCAAGAGCCUGGGGUACUACUGCAGGAGAGUCAAUUAGAAGUCACUUAGAAGAUUCGUCAGCAGGAGGAGCUAGUGCGGGAAAUGAUGGGCUCGAGAGUCUAGGUAAGAAUGUAGAGUUCCAAGAUGCAGUGGCCGUCCAGAACAGAGGUUUCAUACCUGAGGAAUUGGACCUCUUCGCCGUGGACAGUUGGGUCACAGCAAAAGCGUUAGAAACCAUGACAAGAUGGUCAGAGAACCAUUUGGGAAAAAUCGACCGUUCUGUUACAUCGUCAGUUAGGGAUGCAAAGUAUUCCAGUCCAAAUAUAUUAGCUUCCUACCCUAUCCAGAGUUCCUUGGAUAGAGCUGGAAGCCUUCAAGAUGAGGUACUUCUUACCCCGGCUGAUACACUCCAGCAGACCGCUGCAACUUGUCCGUAUCCAACUGCAGGUUCUUCAAGAUUCCAGGACCCUACCUUCGACCUAUUGCACUAGUAAGGUUUCAAACGAAUAUAUUUUUCACUUACGACAUGUCUUCAGUUAAAACAACGACCAAUCACCGAAGUUGGAGAAAACUAUAAAAUCUCUUUCGACAAGGCAGCUCACAAAAGAGAAAUCCCUACUUUUUAUUUUAGCCUUUAGAACUGUUUUCAUGACCCACAGCAGGUUUUAGAUUUUUUUUCUUUUUUUUUUUUUUUUUUUGGCGAACAGGGUGAGGGUUCUGCGCAGCUGCUGCGGGCGGCCUGACGCCCUCAAUCCAUUUGCUUGUAUGAAGAAAGAAGCCUCUUGUAAAAGAACGCUUUCUUUGGCAAUUUCCUGUCGUGGGUCAUUAGUCCAAAUAGCUACGUAGCUAAACUGCAGUCCUUCUAUGUAACUUAUCUUAAGGGAAUCCCGAGUUUAGUUUUAUUAGAGUACGUAACCAUCAUAAUAUUAUUUAUUGACGAAGCAAAUUUCUCCGUCUGUCUAUCUGUCUGUUGUCUCUCCAUCUCUCUUACCAUUUUUAUCGGUUGUCUUGUUGUAACACUUUUUCUUUUUUUAGGUUUCAGUGUCCAUCUGAAAAUGACUUAUGUUGUCUUUUAUAAGAUAUGUCCUUUUUUCUCUCUCUCUCUCUUGCGAAGAUUUAUUAUGCACAAGCUGCAUUAGGAUUGGCAGAAUCACUCAUGACAGGUUUAAGUAUACCUCGUAUUUUAUCAUUAUAUCAUAUAUAUAUAUAUUUGUAUAACAUAUAUGCUUUGUAUAUUAGUCACAACUAAUAAAUUAACUAGGUACUUAGUGUGGCCUUUCCCGAGCUGAUUGAGAAUGUAAUGUAUAUUAUAUAAUUCCUUUGAUUAUGAUCACGCAUUUGAUAUGAAUAUAUUGCUGUUUUGGAAGUAUACUUUUUUCCAUUUCCUAAAGAGUUAGUCGCGUAAGAUUUUCUGUUCUUUUUUUUAAAAGAGGAAUUCAUGGUAGUCAGCCCAAGAAAACUGAUGUUCAUUUUCUUCCAACUCAAAGUCCACCAACUUGCAUUUCCUAAUUUUCCUAAUGUUGUUCCCGUGAAUUGGGGUUUGCCAUAAUCGGUGUCUUUGUAAGGACUUGCUUUCGUUGACUUCUUGUUAGACUUACGGGAUCUUUCCGAGACAGUGACCUCCAAGUGUUUUAACCCGGUAUGUAUCCACCUUUUUGUUUAAGCCCGUUGGGCAUGACCGUAAAAACAUAAAACUAAUGACUGUAAGAUAACGACCCCAGAACUUUGCUGGGGAGUCACUAUCCAGGAAAGAUCCGAAUUACGUUUAUAGUCUUGUAUUCUUCGACGACUUAAAAAAAUUACUUAUUUUUUGGUGUAUGUAUUUCGUGUUUUAUUUACUUGAUUUUGUUUUUUCUUUUUCUUUGGCCACUGGGAUUGACCCUUGGCACGGCUGAAAAUGGUGCUAUUAGCUUUAAGUCAAGGAAUUAUAGGGGGAUUUUAUUAUUUUUUUUUAUCUAAAGAGGGAUUUCUAAGCACUUCCUAGUGCAACUGUUAUAGGUAGUUUGUUUCAUUUCUCAUGCUGGGAUUUAUGAAAUAAAGGAAAAGAAAACCGCAAGGUUGUCCUUAAAUUUCAAAAUUGUCGGUUGAGAAAAUAUCAGAGUUGCAUAAUUUCUCCGUAAUAGAAUCAAUUGGAAUUUGCCCGAUUUGUUUUCAUGCUCGCUAUACACACACACACACACACACACACAUAUAU